Messenger RNA from Ilex paraguariensis (yerba mate), 1156 nucleotides. NCBI's taxonomy places the organism in Eukaryota, Viridiplantae, Streptophyta, Magnoliopsida, Aquifoliales, Aquifoliaceae. The record is from the annotation of a GenBank genome assembly.
AAUAAUAUGUACAUUGAAUCUUCUUAAGAAGACAUACAAAGUCUCCUCGAACACACUCUCUCUCUCUCUCUCUCUCGAAAUUGUGUGUGGCAAAUAUGUCAUCAGCUGUAGUUGCAGGUGCCUCCUCUUCUUGCUCUGCUGCUUUCACAAGGAACCUCUCCAUAAAAACUGCUACAAACCCCUCUCCAAAUCCAAAGCCAUUAUUUAUUCCUCCGUGCCAGAAAACCACAUUUCAGGGGCUCUCUCUCCAAGAUGCCAAAAGGAGUAUCUCAAUUUUUUUCGUUGCUGAUGACAAGAGUUGCAGUUUUAACAUAGUAAGAAGAGGUCUUGAGGUCACAUCAAGAACUGCUGGGGCUUCAAAGCAAAUUGAGGUUGAGGUUGACAAGCCAUUGGGCCUUACUUUAGGUCAAAAGCCUGGUGGUGGAGUGGUCAUCACUGCUGUAGAGGGUGGUGGGAAUGCUGCAAAAGCAGGGCUAAAGUCCGGGGACCAGGUAAUGUACACUAGCAGUUUUUUUGGGGAUGAACUUUGGCCUGCUGAUAAGCUGGGCUUUACCAAAACUGCCAUCCAGGCAAAGCCGGACUCUGUCUACUUUGUUGUGAACAGAGGUGCUGAUGUAGAUGUCAAAAGAUUACCCAAGCGUCCAGCUCCUCCUCGCUUUGGGAAAAAGUUGACUGAGGCUCAAAAGGCUCGAGCAACUCACAUAUGCCUGGACUGUGGAUUCAUAUACACCUUAUCAAAACCUUUUGAGGAGCAGCCAGAUGAGUACACGUGCCCACAGUGCAGAGCGCCGAAGAAGAGAUUCGCAGGAUAUGAUGUUAACACUGGGAAAGCAAUUGGUGGGGGACUUCCUCCAAUUGGUGUCAUUAUUGGGCUUAUUGCUGGUGUUGGGGGAGUCGGAGCAUUGCUCGUUUAUGGUCUUCAAUGAACAGUUCAAACCUAUUGUUCCUUUUGUAAUUCUUUCCCCUAAACGGCUUAUAUUGCAUAUUUGCAUACGGUGUACUAAAUCACAAGAGCUAAGAGUCUGAAAACCUCUAUUGCACCAUGAAAUGAAUUGUAAAGGUGGACUAGACAUUAAUACCUACUUCCAGCAAUAGAUUUAUACCAAGGACCAUCAAGCGUAUCUAUUUUGUUUUUUAUUUUUUUUUUUAAGUAUAG